AUGUCAACAAGGUUUUUUAUACAGAAUAAGGGGGACGGUUGGAAGGUGGAAGAUCAUAAAGUUCAUGAAGGGGACGGAAAAUUAGAUGAUUUGUGUAAAAAUGAAGGUUCAUCAAACGGCUUUGUCAAUAGAUUGCUGAGCUUUGAUGACAAUUUCAAUGAUGGUAAAAUAUGCCUAGGACUAUUAAAUAUCAGAUCAAUUGUAUCCAAAUCAAGUGAUGUGUAUGAACUCCUGGUUGAUGGACUAGAUGUGUUAGUGUUAACAGAAACAUGGCAUGGACAUCAAAAUGAUAUUUCUGUAAAAUCGGCAAUGCCUGACGGGUACAGUUAUGUUGACUAUAUCAGAAAACAUGAUCCAUAUUGUUACAGACGUGAAUGCGAGAUACGAAUUGGUAAUUAG
This is a messenger RNA of Helobdella robusta, 399 nucleotides long. RefSeq lists its product as hypothetical. The coding region runs from base 1 to 399 and encodes 132 amino acids. The transcript has a single exon. NCBI's taxonomy places the organism in Eukaryota, Metazoa, Annelida, Clitellata, Rhynchobdellida, Glossiphoniidae. The record is from RefSeq and is a predicted model, not a curated record.